UUGACAGACCAAAUUUUAAACUUCUCCUUUCAAGGUUUACCCUGCAACUGCAAUUGCUGGCAGUCAAGGGAUGUGAAAAAAAUAAAUGUUGAUAAUUUUGAAAAUUUCAAUUAUUUCGUUACUUGAUUCUAAUUGUAAAUAUAUAUUAUUGUUUAAAUAAUAUAUAUGGUAGAAAUAAAUGUUUAUUACUGUUACCAUCUAUAUAUACAAUUGCUGAUUGUGUUAGUAGCACUCAUACAGUGACUGCUCUUGUAAUCUCAAAUAUACCCGUGCUUGUUCUAAUAACUAGCCUUACUGAUAAGUUUGAAUUUUUAAAUAGGCUCUAAACAAAACGUGAUUCCACUUCUGUCUAAAUUUUCUACUUUAUUCACAAUCCAGAAUCUUCUGGUGAAGAAUAUAUGUGUAUAUAUAUACGGAAUAUAUACUUCCUUAACACAUUUUGGUCUUUUCAAAGAUUCAAUAUAAAGUAUUGCAUUUAAAAAAACUAUAUCAUAUGCACAGAAAUAAUAGUGAUCAGUAUUCAGUUUGGGUAUAAAAAGUGUUUAAUGUGCAAUACGUAUUUAUAUUAGAAUUUUAUUGAAAUGAGAUCUAUAUUCUGAGUUUUAUCAGUGUACUUUAUGUAUUCAUUUUCCUAAUACAAAAUGUUAGAUACUAGAACGUUUUCGUAUAAGAAAUAUUUAGUUGAAGCUGGUAUAGCACUAGUAUGUGUGUUUAUAUUUUGUGAAUAUUUGGUAUAUUAUUUUGUGCUUAUUCAGUGUGCAUGGCCUAUGUUGGAUCCACAUAAAGUUGAUGUUACAAUUACUUCAACAAAGUCAGAUGAAAUUCCUGUACAUGCAAUGUUUUUAGCAGACACUCAUUUAUUAGGUUCUAAGAAUGGACAUUGGUUUGAUAAAUUAAAAAGAGAAUGGCAAAUGUAUAGAGCAUUUCAAACUAUGGUUACAAUUCAUAAACCAGAUAUCAUUUUUAUAUUAGGUGAUUUAUUUGAUGAAGGACAAUGGAGCAGUUCCACAGAAUUUUAUCAGUAUAUAGAAAGAUUUCAUUCAUUAUUUUCAGUACCUAAAAACACCUAUCUUUAUGUUGUUGCUGGAAAUCAUGACAUUGGAUUUCAUUAUGCAAUUACACCAUACUUGAAUCAACGAUUUGUAAAUGGUUUAAAAUCACCAAGUGUAAAAAGAAUUAGUAUAAGGGGAAAUCACUUUGUUUUAAUUAAUAGUAUGGCACUAGAAGGGGAUGGAUGUUUUUUGUGUCGUCCUACAGAAAUUGCAUUAAACAAAAUUGCUGCACACUUGAAAUGUGCAAAAGGUUUGGGAAAUAAUUGUGACAAUGAUAAUACAAUUUCAAGAUAUAGUAGACCAAUUAUUUUACAGCACUAUCCAAUGUAUAGAGAAUCCGAUGAAGUCUGUAAUGAACUUGAUGAAGCACCAGAAGAAGUAAAAAGUAUUAAGUUUAGAGAAAGAUGGGAGUGUUUGUCAAAAGAAGCAUCUGAACAAUUAUUAGAUAUAUUGAAUCCAAGAUUGAUUAUUAAUGGACACACUCACCAUGGUUGUAGAAGAAUGCACAGACAGGAUACAAUGGAAUUCACGAUACCAUCAUUUAGUUGGCGUAACAAAGAUAAUCCUUCGCUCUUACUAGGUGUAUUUACUCCCAAUAAUUAUUCUGUAUCAAAAUGUUAUAUGCCCAUGGAAUCUACCGAAAUUAAAAUUUAUAUCAUCAGUAUAGUAUGCCUUUUUAUAUAUUUUAUUAUAAAAUGCAAAAUAAGACAAAGUCGAUAUUAUUUCCUGAAAUUUCACUGAAAAUAUUUAAGUAGUAUAUAGAAAUAGAAAUCCUAAAUUAUUGACAGAUCUGUAUGUAUAUAUAUAAUAUAACAGUUUAAAUUUCUUUUGUAGAACAUUAUUAAUAAUAUACAUAUUAUUUACAGUAUCCGUAAUACAUGUAAAAUACUUAUAUUGUAUAUUAUUAUCCGACAACCAACAUCAAAUUUAGAACACUUUGUUACUUGUUUUACAUAUAUCAGUUUUCUUUGCAUUAUUCUGUAAACUUUCGUUCUAUUAAAACAAAAGAUCGUGUUUACAAAUACAUGUAAAAUAUUACUACAUUACAUAUUUACUAAAUACUAAUUAAAGUACAGAGGUUCAUAUGUAUAUCAAAAAUCAGUUAUUAUAUAUAAAUCAUAAGUAUUUCACGUGAAAAAAUAUUGUACAAAUCAGGAAUAAAGUUUGUAUCUAAAUUUAUCGAAGUUUAAGUAAUGUAAAUACUUUUAUAUUAUUGACCGUAAUUACAUUAUUCGUAGUUAAUGCACAUACAUCUAUCAACAAACUUGUAGAUACAACUUGAAAAGCUGCUGUUUUUAUUGUAAUAGAACAGUAAAUAAUUAUAAACGAAUAUUAUUAACUAUAAUACUUGGCACUGACUAUAAUUAAUAUUACAUUU
Messenger RNA from Osmia lignaria (orchard mason bee), 2430 nucleotides. RefSeq names its product Per1-like protein PGAP5 (gene PGAP5). NCBI's taxonomy places the organism in Eukaryota, Metazoa, Arthropoda, Insecta, Hymenoptera, Megachilidae. Gene Ontology annotation, molecular function: hydrolase activity. Gene Ontology annotation, biological process: GPI anchor biosynthetic process. The record is from RefSeq and is a predicted model, not a curated record.